ACCCGAACAAUUGCCGAACGUCACAGUCAAAGGUCACAUAACGACACAAACAUUCAGUAGAUCACCUGACGUUAUAUUUGGACUUUAUAUAUUUUGUAUAUAUUCAAGAGUUGUCGGUCUUUGUAAGAACGAUAACUCCCGAUUUGUUUUUUCAUGGGAGGAGAAGGACUUACUUUUUGACAACACUUCAGACGGUUUUAAAAAAGUGUUACAUAUCUUGCCAGAUGCGCCGCAGAUGAGUGAUGGAUUGACCAAAAACCCUUUUUUCUCACACUGAUAUAGGCCCUACUAGGUUCGAAACAAGUGAAAAUGAAAAGAUGGAAUCAUUCCUUAAGUAUCAACUAUGAGGUGAUUAUUAUGAUCAGGGUAUGAUCAAAUUAAUCUAAUUCAUCCAGAAAGGCUUUAUGGUUCAUGACAUGUAGAGCAGAAUUCGCUGUCCUAUUCAUACUUUUUACAAGCAGUGCCCUACACUGAAAUUCUUUCCAAAUAGCUCUAAUUACAGGUAGCCUGCGUAAUGCCUGGAGGGCCACUACCCAUAGGGGAUGCCUACUUCCAUAUACUGACUAGUGAUGCGAGUAACGUAACCGAUGCAAACUGUACCCAUGGAAUCCAGUGGAUCUACAAAGCCCUGGGAGACUGUGUGUGGGAGCCAAAGGGGAUCUCCUCUGUAGCCCUAGGGCUGGCCUCUAUUGUAUUCUGGAUGGUAGUCAGCAUUCCUCAGAUGGUGAAGAACUGCAGGAACAUUGCAGGUGUGGAGGGGAUCUCUAUCCUGCUGAUCCUACAGUGGACGCUGGGUGACGCCACAAACCUAGUGGGAGCUAUCCUGACCAAUCAGCUACCUCUGCAGAUAUACCUUGCCAUAUACUUUGUGUUUGCUGAUCUAGUCCUUUUCUCCCAAUAUAUUUAUUACCAAAUAUGGAAGCGAAAACAGGCAAAAGAACAAAGAGAAUACAGACCAGGGACUUUGCCAAAAAUUGUUCUAUGUUUUACGGGUGCAUUUCUUGGAACCAAUUUUAUGGGACCCGCUGUCUACCAAGCAGUUUCACCAUUUCAAAACCAGGGUUCAAACAUGCAUAUAAUGCAGCACCCAGCUGGCAGAAGUUUGCUGGCUACCAACUUACAACAUAAUGCUGUGAUAUUUCAUGGAUUUAAAGAUGAGAUUGGCUAUGCAAUAGGAAUAGUCUCCAGUAUAUUUUACAUAGGAUCAAGGACAGCACAAUUGUACAAAAAUUACAAAAGGCAAUCAACAGAUGGCUUGUCCAUUCUGAUGUUUUGGCUGGCUAUUUUCGGUAACCUGACAUAUGGACUAGCAAUACUAGUGAGAGAGUUGGACAGUGUGUAUGUUAUACGACACGUUCCCUGGCUUGUAGGGAGUCUGGGAGUUAUCCUUCUUGAUGCCUCUCUGGUGCUGCAAUUUAAGUAUUAUGGAGGUGAGGACUUUGACACACUUUCUAACGAACCUCUUCUUCAAGAUCAGGAAAUAGUGGUGGAAGUGGAACCAAGUAGUCGUCAAUAUGGCACCAUCAACUAGUCCCUCCUUGUUUCUUCAUAUGUUGUGGAAAACAUUCCUCCAUUGUGACACAGCAUAUUUUCUACAGGAUGUCAAUUUUUGAAACUAAAUGUUGGACUGUGAUUUUUUUUUUUUACAUAAUCAAUCCGUAGGCCUUCCAAUUUAGUUUCAUCAAAAAAAUCAAAUGAUGUAUGAUUUUAGUGGUGCAUCCCUCUCUGAUAUGAAAUCAGUGAUAAUCCGAUAUCAGGGAGGUUUCAAAGAAAUGAUAUUAUACCGGAAAUAAUUCAAAGAUUUACAUGAGAUUAAAUGGGGAGUGCCAAUAUUCUAAUAAUUAUUAUGGAUCUAACAGUAUUUGUACAAAGAGUUGUGUCAUGACUUUUAUGCCAUGGAAUGGUAGUGACAUGUUAGUGCUGUCUGUCCAUGGAUCAUUCCUACAUUCCAUCAUUCAAUCAAUUUGAUUGCUAGCCUUCUCGGGAAUUCUGUACUCCACAGUAGUUUAAAAUACUGUAACUUUUUUAAUGUCAGAAACAAAAAAUAUUAUAGAACAACUGUUUUCAUGAAAUUUAAAAAUGUUUUAUAAAAAGUAUGAAUAAACUUUCAAACUGACAAAU
Magallana angulata is the source of this 2121-nucleotide messenger RNA. Its product is annotated as lysosomal amino acid transporter 1 homolog. Bases 515 to 1531 code for a protein of 338 amino acids. The record is from RefSeq and is a predicted model, not a curated record. Lineage: Eukaryota; Metazoa; Mollusca; Bivalvia; Ostreida; Ostreidae. The transcript is spliced from 11 exons.